Molecule: messenger RNA, 1740 nt
Organism: Magallana angulata
Lineage: Eukaryota; Metazoa; Mollusca; Bivalvia; Ostreida; Ostreidae
Product: heat shock 70 kDa protein 12A-like
Exons: 4
Coding region: 277-1740 (487 amino acids)
Molecular function (GO): ATP binding; ATP-dependent protein folding chaperone
Source: RefSeq, a predicted model, not a curated record
AAACCAAGCCUCUUAGUUGCAGCGAUUGACUUUGGCACAACCUUUUCUGGUUAUGCGUUUUCUUUUCUGCACGAAUACAAUACAGAUCCUUUAAAGAUCUCAGCAGCUACGUGGAAUGCAGGCGAAGGAGGUUUUGUAUCUUUAAAAACCUCGACAUGCGUUCUUUUUGAUCCGACAAAAACAUUUCAUUCUUUUGGUUAUGAGGCUGAAGAAAAGUAUUUAGACUUGGCCGAUGAAGACGAGCAUCAUGAUUGGUUCUACUUCAGAAGAUUCAAAAUGAUGUUGUACAACAAUAUGGAUUUAACCAGAGAAACUAUUAUUGAAGAUGAAAAAGGAAAGAAAAUGGAAGCACUGAAAGUAUUUACUUCUUCUAUUGGCUAUCUGAAAAAUAAAUUAUUGACCAAGUGUAAAAAUCAGACGACUGACAUAAAUGAGUCUGAAAUAACGUGGGUUUUAACAGUGCCAGCGAUUUGGGACGACAAAUCGAGACAAUUUAUGAGAGAAGCUGCGGAAAAGGUCCCUAUAUAUGGAGAGAAGCUAAUUCUAGCUCUAGAGCCGGAGGCAGCCUCGUUUUACUGCAGGCAUCUUCCUGUACAAAAAGACAGCGAUAAUUCUACAUACGGUGUCUUCAAAUCCGGAGAAAAAUACAUGGUUGUUGAUGCUGGGGGUGGAACAAUAGAUAUCAUUGUCCAUGAAGUUAAGGGUGAUGGUUACGUAAGGGAACUCUACAAGGCAAAUGGAGGCGAUUGGGGCGGCACCAAGGUAGAUUCAUCAUUUAUAAGUCUCUUAGCCGAUGUUGUCGGCAAAGACGUUAUGGAGACCUUCAAAUCUGACAAAAAGUAUGAUUUCCUUUAUCUUAUGAGGAAUUUUGAAAUAAAAAAGAGGACAAUCUGCCCCGAACGAAGUGAAAAAAUAAUCAUUAAUAUCCCAAUUAGUUUGUCAGAGACUUUUUCCAAAAUGAACCCGGGAAGUAACAUCAAUGAGGUUACAUUAAAUUCCAAAUACGGUUACCAGCUGACUUGGACAGGCAAUAAAGUUCGAAUUCGAAUGGAGGCAAAACUCGCCAGGACGCUAUUUGAUGCAAAUUGCAAGCAGAUAGUAGAUCACCUAAAGGACCUUUUCAUGCAACCUGUUGUAAAAGAUGUCUCAUCCAUCUUACUGGUAGGAGGCUUUGCAGAGUCACUCAUGUUACAAUCGGCUAUAAGAGAUGCAUUCAAAAAUAAAAAGGUUAUUAUACCAGCGGAAGCUGAUUUGGCUGUGUUGAAGGGAGCAGUAAUAUGUGGGCAUGAACCCGAAAAAAUUUCAGGUAGAAUUUGCAGAUAUACGUACGGUGUAGAUAUUGUUACGGAAUUCGAUAGCACCAUUCAUCCCAAUUCUAAGAAAUUCCUACGUAAUAAUAAAGAAUACUGUGACGACAUCUUUGAUAUUCAUGUCCGCGUUGGACAAAUCGUUGAGGUUGGGGAACCCCAAGUGAGACAAACAUACGUAGUGACAAAACCAGAUCAAGAGAGUAUCGAAUUUAAAAUUUACACUUCAAAUAACAAAGAGCCAACUUAUACGACAGAUGAAGGAUGUACAUAUCUGGGCACGCUUACUAUUGACAUGCCAGACACGUCCAAAGGAAUAGAUCGUGGAGCCACUGUCCACAUGACGUUCAGUGGCACUGAAAUCACUGUCACAGCGGUUGAUAAAGAUGAUCCAGAAAGAGCUGUGACGACCAAAGUUGACUUCCUUGGCUGA